CCGAAAGUAGCGGGAUCCAAAAGGGCAACAUGGCAGAGAAUUUCCACAAGUACUUCGGAUGGGACUUUGGAGAUUGGGCAGGGCGGGGGUGGUGUGCCUUCAAUGAUUCGGUCAACACCGAGAAUAGGACUUGAGGCGAAUGAGGCAAUUAGCUCCGCUGUAGACAGAACGGGUCCUUCCUGUGAAUGAUUGGUAGUAUUUGGGACAGUAACUGGAGCUGCUGAAGGGUUGAUGCCCGGCAAUUUCAAGGCUGGCGGAAAGUGCUUCUUCCGGUAUUCUUGAUCGACCUUGGAAUCAAGCUAUACAUACAUAGCAAGAGGGUUAGCUUUUUCAGCAAUAAACAAGAAACGCCCAAUCAAUGGGAUGUGGUGGUUACCCUAUAAGCUUUCCGGUACAAGUCUAAGCUGGAGCCCAGGUUCCCCUGAGCUUCCUUCCGCGCCGCAGCCUCGAAGUGUUCGAGGGCGGAGGUUGGCGGUUUCUCUGGAUGGCGGUGGAAAGCGUCAUCAUCGCGAGAAGUGACAUGGAGAGUCCGUGUCUGAUCUACCAGUUCUUCAUGCUUGUGCGGCGCAGACACUCCCCCUGCUACCAUCAUCACUUCUUCUUCAUCUACCUGGUCCGCCGCCGGAUGUCGCGAAGGGAGUUUAUGGGUCGACAAAGCAUUAGGAAGCAGAUUUGGAGUCUGUCGAGGUUUGGACUGCGAAGUAGCAGUACCCCUAGUCCUGGCAGAUACUUCCUCGCGCCAUUGACGCCUGAAGGACUCGAGUUCAUCGGUAUUUGGUUCCAUUGUAGUAGCGGGUUGUCUAUUAUAUUUGCCAAACAGAGGCUUGUUUAACGGGGGAUGAUCAACUGCGGGAGACGAGCCAUGCUAUCCUCCAUAUAAACACGUCAAAUAACGUGCAACUCCAUAUCCAUCAAUACUAUUAUGCACUCUCAGCCGGCACACUGCAGAUGGUGUUUGUUCGAUCUGGUAGUGUAUGUACUCUGUAUAUCUACGUCGCCAUCCAUUCCUCAUCAACAGUUUCGAGAGAACGAUGACUAAUUCAGCUCCAGCGGAGAUAUACACGCUAGACUAGAUCUGGCUUAGCAUAUCUCAGCUGCUUACCUCAUCGAACUCCACGCGCCCCUUUCGGCAAAUAUCGGCCGGGACUGGAUUUAGAUUUCUCCGGGCAGCCUCAAUUUUGCCCGAUUCGGCGAUCCGCUUAGUGAUCGGUAUGGCGGCAUUGCAACUUUUUUUUUAAUGUUUGCCAUUCCGGGAACUUCGAACCUCCAUUAUCUCCUCGUUGUCCACGUCCUGUUGUGCCUUUGGAUACUCCGGCUGUGGAUAUGUCUGGGACGGAGUGAAGUAUCUCGACCCGGACUUUUUGACGCAAGAGAGCUCUUUUUAUCAAUCCGGCAAAUCGGAUGAAUGUCUACUUAUGCGGGUGUCCCAGCGCGGGCAUAUUCCCAAGCGGCAUACACCAGAGAUCAAAACCUCGGCGAUUUUGGCGACAAGAAGGCGUCACUACACAAUGAGAGAACAGUACCGAUGGCUGCAAGUAACGCAAGCGGAAACUCGGGGGGCCAUGCCGACAAUGUUUCCGCAACUCAGAAGAUGAUGUCAGCUACAUGGGGAAGUUUGCUAACCUCCCUACUCGUGACUCCUCUCGAUGUUGUUCGUGUUCGCCUUCAAUCCCAAACUCCCGUCCUCCGGGCAUCACCGGAAAUUCUACCACCCCCUCUUUUCGGGGGACUUCCUCCAAACCUGGGCGUGACUGCCUGCUGCCGGGAAGUUUUUUGGGUUGGAAACAAUGCCCAAUUCUGCAUGGUGGGACCAAACGGGACCGCGCUCAGUAGCCCACCGGCAAGCGGGGGCGCUGCCUGUGCGGUGGAGGAAACUCAGCGACGGACAUUCACCUCCACUCUUGAUGGACUCCGCAAAAUUGCCAGGAAUGAAGGCCUUCUAUCACUCUGGAGAGGUCUCAGCCCGACCCUAGUGAUGGCCAUCCCAGCAAACGUUAUCUAUUUUACCGGCUACGACUGGCUACGCUACGACAAGAAGAGCCCCAUCAAUAGAGCCUUCAAUGACACGUACGCACCGCUAGUCGCGGGUGGCAUAGCCAGGAUAGCCGCUGCGUCGGUAAUAAGCCCGAUUGAGAUGUUUCGGACACGACUGCAAGCUACUUCGGGCACGGGGACAGACCACUUCAAAGCCACGCUCCGCCAGCUACAUCAAAUGACCCAGACCCAGGGGUACAGCUCCCUAUGGCGGGGGCUGACACUUACCAUGUGGCGCGACGUACCUUUCUCCGCCCUGUACUGGUGGGGGUAUGAAUCUGUGAAAACCAUUCUCAGCGAUAUGCGGGUGAAAACAGUACCGGCAGCCUUCUUCAUGCCAAAUCAUCAGCACCUCCACAGCGGUCAACGCGGCGCAAGCGCACACGCGCACCAGGACAACACCAUGACAUUCCUUGACAGCUUCGUCGCAGGCGCCACAUCCGGCGCCCUUGCAGCUUUCAUAACUACCCCUUUUGACGUCGGCAAGACCCGGCAGCAGGUAUUUCUGCACUGUGGCGAUGAGCCGGGCUCCAAGGCAGCACCGGCAGCAUCAAAACUCACAACCGCCAGCUCCUCAUUCACCACCUCCUCCUUCUCCAAGUUUACAUCCUCGUCCGCAUCCUCGUCGCCGUCAUCGGCAUCCUCGGCGUCUCAUAUCCACCCGGAACAAUUAUCCACGCCUCGCUUCCUUCUGCACAUCUUCAAAGUGGAGGGUGUGUCCGGUCUUUUCCGCGGCUGGGCAGCACGGUGUCUCAAGGUUGCGCCGGCAUGCGCCAUUAUGAUUUCCAGCUAUGAGGUUGGGAAGAAGAUGGCGGGGAGGGUCAAUGAGCACCAUCACCUUCAUCAGCUCCAUCAGCAGCAUCAGCAACAGCAGCAACAUCGGCACCACAGUGGGACAGACGAGGACGGCGAUCGAGUAUGAUAGGAUUUUCUUUCUUUUGCUUUUUGAGUCUGAUAUGCAUUAUCCAUGAUAUACCUUUUUUUUUAUUCUCUGCCUCCUUUCUUUUCUUUUUUUCCUCUUUUGUUGAUAUACAAAUCUAGGUUAUUCAUCUUCCCAUUUUUUCUUUCUUUUCUUGGAUGGGUACUGGGAUCUCCUCUUUUGUUUUCAUAUUUGAUUUUUACAUUGUUGCAAGCGAAAAAAAAAAGUGGAACGGAGUUUGGUAGGGUCAUACCUAUUUUCCCCCCCCUUAUUACAUGUACAUAUGUAUACGCAUACAAAGUAUAAAUACAGAUAUAGUUAACUAUGUAAAAUACCUCCAGCAGAACCAAGCAGAAUUGCUCUAGCAUAACAAAGGCAGAAAUGUUUUUUUUUCUUUCUUUUUCUUAUUAUCUUUAGUUUCCUUCCCUGUUAAAGCUCUCAAUCCUAUCUAUAGCUAUGGCUAGAAAAGAACCUCUCAAUCUAUUUACCUACCUACUUACUCCCCUUUAGCAUUCUACUAGAUAAAAUUGAUUGACCUUGUGCCCCCCUUUUUGUCAUGAAAAAGAGGUUGGGGUUUUAUUAGAUCUUAGCUGGAAUCGGCUCUCCAGGAAAGUUCUAGCGAGCCGCG
This is a messenger RNA of Blastomyces gilchristii SLH14081, 3581 nucleotides long. Its product is annotated as mitochondrial carrier protein. The record is from RefSeq and is a predicted model, not a curated record. The transcript has 2 exons. Bases 1406 to 2956 code for a protein of 516 amino acids. Gene Ontology annotation, biological process: mitochondrial transmembrane transport. NCBI's taxonomy places the organism in Eukaryota, Fungi, Ascomycota, Eurotiomycetes, Onygenales, Ajellomycetaceae.